Messenger RNA from Pseudomassariella vexata, 1077 nucleotides. Its product is annotated as D-3-phosphoglycerate dehydrogenase. The transcript is spliced from 2 exons. The coding region runs from base 1 to 1077 and encodes 358 amino acids. Gene Ontology annotation, molecular function: NAD binding; oxidoreductase activity, acting on the CH-OH group of donors, NAD or NADP as acceptor. NCBI's taxonomy places the organism in Eukaryota, Fungi, Ascomycota, Sordariomycetes, Amphisphaeriales, Pseudomassariaceae. The record is from RefSeq and is a predicted model, not a curated record.
AUGAGCAUCAAAAAGGUCGCCGUCCUAGACGACUACCAAGGAGUCUCCAAAUCUUACUUUCAACCCCUGGGCGAUGCGGGAUAUGAUAUCACCAUCUUCGCCGACACUCUUCUGCCAUACAAUCACCCGGACACACCUCAGGAUGCCAAAGAUGCCCUGGUCAAGAGACUCGAGCCAUUCCCUGUCAUCUGUACAAUGCGGGAACGUACACCCAUCCCCGGCGACCUCGUGGCCAAGCUGCCCCACCUCAAGCUGCUUCUGACAACGGGCGCUCGCAACGCCUCUAUCGACGUCAAGGCCUGUUCAGACCGUGGCGUGCCCGUCGCCGGCACUACUAGUGCGCGCGUGAGUCCUGACCAGACUACACAGCACGGCGUGGCGCUCAUACUCGGGCUGGCACGGAACCUAGCCCACGACGAUGCAAUGAUGAAGGCCGGUGGGUGGCAGACCACGACUGUGACAAGCUUGUCCGGUAAGGUGUUUGGGACCGUUGGUUUGGGCCGCCUGGGUUCGGCAGUGGCCAAGAUCAUGAAGGUGGCAUUUGGGAUGCGAGUCAUAUCGUGGAGUCCCAAUUUAACGCAGGAGAAAGCCGAUGCGCAGGCCAAGGCAGCAGGGCUAGCCGUUGGAGAUGAGCGUGGCAACAAGUCUUUCGAGGCUGUGAGUCGGGAAGAAUUAUUCAGCAAUGCUGAUGUGGUUAGUGUGCAUCUGGUCCUUUCCGAUCGGUCGAGGGAUUUGAUCAACAAGGACGACUUCGGCAGGAUGAAGAAGAGUGCCUUGUUCGUCAACACGAGUCGAGGUCCCAUUGCUAAUGAGGAUGAUCUGCUGGAGGUUGCAAAGAAGGGCACCAUCCGUGGAAUUGCUCUUGAUGUGUACGGCAUUGAGCCAUUGCCCAAGGAUAGCGGGUGGAGAAACCCUCGAUGGGGCCAAGACGGGACUUCGCAUGUGCUGCUGAGUCCGCAUAUGGGUUACGUUGAGGCAAACGAUUUGGGCGUGAUGUACCAGCAGCAGGUCGAGAACAUUCUACGCUGGGAGAAGGGGGAGGCUCUCUCCACGGUGUACAAGGAUACCGGAUAUUGA